This is a messenger RNA of Hibiscus syriacus, 1748 nucleotides long. Its product is annotated as 65-kDa microtubule-associated protein 6-like. The record is from RefSeq and is a predicted model, not a curated record. Gene Ontology annotation, molecular function: microtubule binding. Gene Ontology annotation, biological process: microtubule cytoskeleton organization. The transcript has 10 exons. NCBI's taxonomy places the organism in Eukaryota, Viridiplantae, Streptophyta, Magnoliopsida, Malvales, Malvaceae. Gene Ontology annotation, cellular component: spindle; cytoplasm. Bases 1 to 1521 code for a protein of 506 amino acids.
AUGACGCCGGCGGCUCAGGAGUGCUCGGCGACGGCUCACGCGUAUGGGGAGAGGGUCGGUAGAGCUCACGUGUCGAUCUGGGGAAACUUGAACGUUGAAGGCGGCGAGUGGUUGUUAGCUACGGUUAGGGUUGUGAAACCUUAUUUGCCUCGGGUCGGGUCAAUUGAACUGGGUCGAAUCUUGGGUUGGUUCGGAUCAAUCGGGUCGACUGAACCUACUGGGUUUUGGGUCCUGUGUUGCUUUGGGCCUCGAUUGGGCUUCUGGGUUUAUUGUUUGAGCUUGGGGAUUAGCCUGUGUCUACAUUUGUUACGUGUGGUACUAGGAUUGGAUUUUACGCAGAUCGUAAGCGAUGUGCAUCCCAGCUUGCAAAGGACAAACCAGGAACAGUCAACGAAUAUCAGCAAUGGUGCAUUUGAAGGUUUAGCGCAGACCAUUAACAAGCUGAAAACUGAAAGAAGAACCCGAAUCCUGAAGUUGAGGGAUGUUGCGGCCGAACUAUUUGAACUCUGGAACCUGAUGGAUUCCCCCGAAGCCGAGAGGAAUGCUUUUUCGAGGGCCACUUCUAUUCUUAGAUUAUCAGAACCUGAAAUCACUGAACCAGGUGUUCUUUCAACCGAAAUGAUUGAACAGGCAUCAGCAGAGGUCGAGAGGCUUACCAAAUUGAAAGCUAGCAGAAUGAAAGAACUUGUUAUGAAAAGAAGAGCAGAAUUGGAAGAUAUCUGCAGAAAGAUUCAUAUUGAACCCGAUGCAAGUACUUCUGUCGAGAAAUCUAAUGCAUUGAUUGAUUCUGGUCUUGUAGACCCUUCUGAGCUUUUAGCAAACAUUGAAGCACAGAUAACUAAAGCUAAAGAUGAAGCUCUGAAUCGAAAAGAAAUAAUGGAUAGAAUAGACCGAUUGCUUGUGGCAUGUGAAGAAGAAAAUUGGCUUGAAGACUACAAUCAAGAUGUAAACCGGUACAACGCAGGGCGAGGUGCACACAUUAAUCUUAAACGUGCAGAAAAAGCUCGAAUAACUGUAACUAAAAUUCCUGCAAUUGUGGAUGAUCUGAUCAAUCGAACACUAUCUUGGGAAGAAGAAAAAAAGACUUUGUGUCUGUAUGAUGGGGUGCUACUAGUGUGGAUACUGGAAGACUACAAACUAACAAGGAAACAAAAAGAAGAGGAAAAAAAGAGAUGCAGGGACCAAAAGAAGAUCCAAGAUCUGCUUCUGACAGAGAGAGAAGCGAUUUAUGGGUCAAAACCUAGUCCAAGGAGAAGUAACAGCUUCAGAAAGACAGUUGGUUAUCGAGCAAAUGGAAAUGGAUCCAUGACUCCCAGUACCCCACGUCGGAGCUCGGUGGGAGGAGCAACACCUGACCUGCUUACACCACGAUCGUACUCAGGACGUCAAAAUGGCUACUUCAAGGAAAAGAGAAGGUUGUCUACAGCACCUCUGAACUUUGUGGCUAUAACAAAGGAAGAUGCAGUUUCUACGUACACAUCCGUAUGUGAUUCGGAGCUGGGGUCUCCCCCACAUAGCUAAGGAAGUCAGAAAUGGAAGAGGUUACACGAUGUUACAGUUGCAAUAAAUGUAGAUUGGAUUGUUGCAGCGGACCUUGUGUUGUGAAUACAAAAGAAAGGGUAUGGUAGAUUAGUGUAUGGAUUGUGAAUUGGUAGGAGUCGAACAGGACAAGUGACUGACAUUCGAGGUUCGAAUGAGAUGAACAACGAUAUUUUCCUUCGAGGAUAGGGAGAGAACAAAACCUAUAG